Molecule: messenger RNA, 2921 nt
Organism: Chelonus insularis
Lineage: Eukaryota; Metazoa; Arthropoda; Insecta; Hymenoptera; Braconidae
Gene: KAT2A
Product: Gcn5 acetyltransferase
Exons: 3
Coding region: 418-2868 (816 amino acids)
Biological process (GO): chromatin remodeling; positive regulation of transcription by RNA polymerase II
Cellular component (GO): ATAC complex; nucleus
Molecular function (GO): protein binding; histone H3 acetyltransferase activity
Source: RefSeq, a predicted model, not a curated record
GUGAAAAAAUUGUGCAAAUUAUAUAUAGCAAUUUCCAGUUUUAUUUUGUGUCAAGAGAUACGGGGAAUCAGUCGCCUCCGUGACUUCAGCCUAGCUCUAAAAUGUCGGAAAUUAUUCUCUUGAAAUACAUUGCGCGAGAUGGCGUGGCUGUUCUUUUGUUUUAGUUCGAUUGCAGCGAUACAUGUGGUAAUGAGAAGAAAUUUAGUCAACAACAUGGCGUUGUAAACAGUAUUAUAUAAAAAGUCUCUGGUAUUUAUUAUUCAUAACGACAGGUAAUGAGUGUGUUCAAAAGGACAAAAAUUUCAAAGAACCUAUAUCAGAUUUCUCAGACUAUUCUAGACGAAAGAGGUUCAUAAGAAAUCAUUUAUUAAAUAAAUAAAAGUGCUUAAUUUGUCAAUAUUAAUGAUAAAUUGAAAAAUGUCUUCUGAUGAGCCAAAUAGAACAGCUGCUAUGCCAACAGAAGAAGCAGGACAAUCUGUCAGCAGUACAUCACAUAACUCAGGAUCUACAAGUACUGAUACAAAUUCACCACGUCCUCCAGAUCAAGCCAGUCGUCAAAAUAAUCUUCAGCGUAUUCAGCAACGUAAACAACAUGUAUUCAAUUGGCCACAAGUAAAAAAGUUAUUGAAAUUAGCCAACUAUAGUGCUUGUCAAGUGAAAGAAUGUAAAUGUAAUGGUUGGAAAAAUACACAAUUUCUAGUUAAAUCACCAAAAAAUGAAGCACAACAGUCAGUAGCUAAUUUUACUGAUCCUUGUAGAAGUUGUACACAUACUUUAGAGAACCAUAUAAGUCAUUUACCUAAACAAAAUGAUGAAGAAAUCAAUAAACUCCUUGGAAUGGUAGUUGAUGUUGAUAACAUCUUUAUGGGAAUGCAUAGAGAGGAAGAUCCUGAUACAAAAAGAGUAUAUUAUUAUUUAUUCAAGCUUUUAAGGAAAUGUAUUUUAUCGAUGACAAAGCCCACAAUUGAAGGACCACUUGGGCAACCACCUUUCGAAAGACCUAGUAUUGCAAAAGCAAUAACAAAUUUUGUUUUAUAUAAAUUUGGACACUUAACUCAAAGAGAAUGGCAGGCGAUGUAUGAUUUAGCUAAAAUGUUUCUCAAUUGUCUCAAUCAUUGGAAUUUUGAAACUCCAAGUGCAAGAAAAACAGCAGUUAAUGCUGAUGAAGCACCUGCUUAUAAAAUUAAUUACACUCGAUGGCUUGUUUUUUGUCAUAUUCCUGCUUUCUGUGAUUCUUUACCACAUUAUGAUACUACACUUGUUUUUGGAAGAACAAUGCUCCAAGCAGUAUUUAAAACAGUCUGUCGACAAUUAAUGGAUAAAUGUCAUAGUGAAAAAGAUAGAAUGUCACCAGAUAAAAGAGUCUUAGUAUUAACACAUUUCCCUAAAUUUUUAUCAAUGCUUGAAGUCGAAAUUUAUUCAGACAACUCACCUAUUUGGGAUCCUGAAUUUAAACAAGUGCCACCAUCUCAUCUCCAUGUGACCAUUGAAUCGAAAGGAGCUAAUGCUCGACGGACAGGAGAAUUUGAAAAAGUUACAGUAACUCCCAACGAGAAAGAUAAUUAUACAACAAUAAAUAUAAGUCCGGGAGUUAAGAGAAUCAAUGAAAGAAGAUCUCAUGCUGAAGGACGUAGUGAAAGUAAAAGAAAAAAGGUAGAAGAGGUUUUUGAAGAUCUUCCAGAAGAAACAGUAGCUGAAAUAGUUGCUACCAUCAAUGAUCCCAACUAUAUGUGUGGUCCUGAUGCCGUUUUUCCCCCGAAUGUUCCCAGAGAUGAAACAGCAAAAUUAGAGGAAGCUAAGAAAAUUAUUGAAUUCCAUGUAAUUGGGAAUAGUCUUACUCAACCUGUCUCUAAACAAACGAUGCUCUGGUUGAUUGGAUUACAUAAUGUGUUCAGCCAUCAACUACCAAGAAUGCCAAAAGAAUACAUUUCUCAGCUAGUUUUUGAUCCAAAGCAUAAAACAUUAGCUCUAAUAAAAGACGGAAGACCUAUUGGAGGUAUUUGUUUCCGAAUGUUUGCCACUCAAGGUUUUACAGAAAUAGUUUUUUGUGCUGUGACAAGUCAAGAACAAGUUAAAGGAUAUGGAACUCAUUUAAUGAAUAUGCUAAAAGACUAUCACAUAAAAAAUAAUAUUCUUCAUUUCUUGACUUUUGCUGAUGAAUUCGCAAUUGGUUAUUUCAAGAAACAAGGUUUUAGUAAAGAUAUUAAAUUACCUCGAGCUAUUUAUCAGGGAUAUAUCAAAGAUUAUGAAGGAGCGACUCUUAUGCAUUGUGAACUUAAUUCUAAAAUAGUUUAUACUGAAUUUACAGCAGUGAUUAGGAAGCAAAAAGAAAUCGUAAAGAAACUGAUUCAACAAAGGCAGCAGGAAAUACAAAAAGUUCAUCCAGGUUUAACGUGUUUCAAAGAAGGAGUAAGAGGAAUUCCUGUAGAGUCGAUACCUGGGAUUCGUGAGACUGGAUGGAAAAGUUAUGCUCAAACGAGAACAAGAGGCGUUGCUAAAGGAACUCCAGGUCCAGAACCUAUGGAAGCUUGUCUUGAUAUCACUGACUCUCUUUAUAAUGCACUUAAAAAUGUAUUAAAUAGUGUGAAAAAUCAUAGCACCGCCUGGCCAUUUCUCAAACCAGUUGAUAAGAAUGAUGUUCCAGAUUAUUAUGAUCAUAUCAAAUAUCCUAUGGAUCUUAAAACUAUGACAGACCGUUUAAAGGCUCGAUAUUACGUUACAAGGAGAUUAUUUAUUGCUGAUAUGACCAGAAUCUUCACAAACUGUCGUCUUUAUAAUAGUCCCGAUACAGAAUAUUUUCGAUGUGCUAAUGCAUUGGAAAAAUAUUUUCAAACGCGCAUGAAAGAAAUUGGUCUUUGGGACAAAUAAAAUUCUACAAUGUUGAUAUUGUUAUUACAAAUAAAAUAUUUAUUAGAAUAAAA